Molecule: messenger RNA, 1101 nt
Organism: Cariama cristata (Red-legged seriema)
Lineage: Eukaryota; Metazoa; Chordata; Aves; Cariamiformes; Cariamidae
Gene: HTR1F
Product: 5-hydroxytryptamine (serotonin) receptor 1F, G protein-coupled
Exons: 1
Coding region: 1-1101 (366 amino acids)
Biological process (GO): adenylate cyclase-activating adrenergic receptor signaling pathway
Cellular component (GO): plasma membrane
Molecular function (GO): G protein-coupled serotonin receptor activity
Source: RefSeq, a predicted model, not a curated record
AUGGAUUUAAUAAACUCAACUGAACAAAAUGGUACAUCAGAAGAACUAUUCAAAUGGGUGACAUCCAAGAUUCUUAUUUCCAUUACCCUGUCUGUGCUUGCACUAAUGACAACAGCCAUCAAUUCUCUUGUGAUGACUGCAAUAAUUGUGACAAGAAAGCUCCACCACCCCGCCAACUAUCUAAUCUGCUCUCUUGCAGUGACUGAUUUCCUUGUGGCCGUCCUAGUGAUGCCCUUCAGCAUUGUCUACAUUGUAAAGGAGACCUGGAUCAUGGGGCAAGUGGUGUGUGACAUUUGGCUGAGCGUGGACAUCACGUGUUGCACAUGUUCCAUCUUACAUCUCUCUGCCAUUGCUUUGGACCGGUACAGAGCAAUCACGGAUGCUGUGGAAUAUGCACGGAAAAGGACACCUAAGCAUGCUGGCAUCAUGAUUGCAGUGGUAUGGAUCAUAUCCAUUUUUAUCUCUAUGCCACCUUUGUUUUGGCGGCACCAGACGACCAGCAGAGAUGACGAAUGCAUCAUUAAACACGAACACAUUGUUUUCACCAUUUACUCCACAUUUGGCGCCUUCUAUAUCCCACUGGCCUUGAUUCUGAUCCUUUAUUACAAGAUAUACAAGGCAGCAAAGACAUUUCACAGAAGAAGCGUCAGCCGGAUUGUAAGGGAGGAGGUAAAUGGACAAGUCCUUUUGGACACAGGUGAAAGAAGCACCAAAUCGGCUUCAAUGCCCAGCACAGCGGAGAAGACAUCAGAUCCCCUAGUGAACUCCGAUAAAAUCAGUAUCAGCCUACGAAGCCCCAGGUCUGAAUCUAAGCAUGAGAAGUCCUGGAAAAAACAGAGGAUCUCUAGCACAAGAGAGCGAAAGGCAGCAACUACAUUGGGUCUGAUCUUGGGGGCAUUUGUGAUCUGCUGGCUCCCUUUUUUUGUAAAAGAAGUAGUUGUUAAUACCUGUGAAAGAUGUCACAUCUCGGAAGACAUGUCUAAUUUCCUAGCAUGGCUGGGAUAUAUAAAUUCCCUUAUUAACCCUCUAAUCUACACAAUCUUUAAUGAAGAUUUCAAGAAAGCCUUCCAGAAGCUUGUGCGGUGUAGGCAAUAUCUUUAA